Molecule: messenger RNA, 1386 nt
Organism: Aspergillus wentii DTO 134E9
Lineage: Eukaryota; Fungi; Ascomycota; Eurotiomycetes; Eurotiales; Aspergillaceae
Product: SHNi-TPR domain-containing protein
Exons: 2
Coding region: 1-1386 (461 amino acids)
Biological process (GO): CENP-A containing chromatin assembly; DNA replication-dependent chromatin assembly
Cellular component (GO): nucleoplasm
Molecular function (GO): histone binding
Source: RefSeq, a predicted model, not a curated record
AUGUGUAAAGCUGACCAACUUGAGGCGAAAAAUAAACCCCCGGGGGGCACUAGUGAGGAUAUACGAUCACAUCUGGAGGAACUAAGCACUCGAGCUGCAGCAAAAGAUGCCAUCAAAGACUUCAAUGCAGCGGCUGAACUCUACUCAGAGGCAACGGAACUCCAGGCUGAGCUCAAUGGCGAACUCUCGCUAGAUAACUCUGAUCUACUUUUCGCCUACGGUAAGGCGCUAUACAAUGUUGCUGUGAGCAAAAGCGAUGUUCUCGGGUCGAAGGUAGCUGGAGAGCCUUCAGCUCAGUCGACCAAUCCACCGGCAGGAAAUUCCAUUUCUGCUGAGCAAACAGCAGCUGGUGGCAGCCUUGUUCAAAGCACCACUGUUAGCGGGCUGGCUAAGAAAGGUGCCGACGAGAGUGAAACGGCCCAAUCUGACGGGAAGGAAAACAAGCCCUACUUCCAGUUCACCGGCGAUGAGAAUUUUGACGACUCGGAAUCCGAAGGCGAGUACGAUGAUCAGAAAACCGGCGGCGGUGAUGAGGAUGAAGACGACUUUGCCAAUGCUUUCGAAGUCCUUGACCUGGCCCGUAUACUUUACCAUAAAAAGCUAAACGCUGCAGAGGAAGAUUCUGGGAAAGGGAAGUUUACCGAACUGCCCUCCGAUGUUAAGCACAUCAAAGAGCGUCUUGCAGACACGUACGAUUUGCAAGCUGAGAUUUCACUCGAGGCCGAGAGGUUUAAGGAUGCUGUCACCGAUCUCAGAACAGCGCUUGAGCUAAGACAAUCUCUCUUCUCAAUAGAGGAUCCUGCCGUUGCCGAAUGCCACUAUAAGCUUUCACUCGCCCUAGAAUUCAGCUCUGUUAACAAGCCAGCCGAUUAUACUGGGGAAGAUAAUGAGAACCAAAGCACUGUCGACGAAGAGACGAGGAAAGAAGCUGCCACUCAAAUGGAGAUGGCCAUUGAGAGUUGCCAGAUUAGAAUAGCUCAAGAGCAAAAGAGGCUGGAUAAUGAUUAUUCAAAUGAUGAGGACAAGGCCACAGCGAUGAAAAGGAAAAUAGCCAACGUCAAGGAUAUCGUCGCCGACAUGGAACAAAGGCUCAUCGACCUCCGUCGUCCACCGGUGUCACUUGAAGAGCAGGACCAAAAAAGUGAGGCUGUUCUAAAAGGCAUCCUUGGUCAGAUCGUUGGUCAAUCGCCUGUUCAGCAAAAGGCCAAGCUAGAUGCAGUUGCAAAAGAUGCGAAAGAUCUCUCUGCAUUUGUUAAGCGAAAGCCCACCGCUACCAAAUCUUCCCCACAGGUCGAAUCAACGAACAAACGACCAGCAGAGUCGGCAGAUAAGGAAGGCGAAGUAAAACGAACAAGGGUGGUCGAUGGUAGUAAUUCUGCUUCCUAA